Triplophysa rosa is the source of this 4033-nucleotide messenger RNA. RefSeq names its product angiopoietin 2a (gene angpt2a). Bases 1617 to 3206 code for a protein of 529 amino acids. The record is from RefSeq and is a predicted model, not a curated record. Gene Ontology annotation, molecular function: receptor tyrosine kinase binding. Gene Ontology annotation, biological process: Tie signaling pathway. NCBI's taxonomy places the organism in Eukaryota, Metazoa, Chordata, Actinopteri, Cypriniformes, Nemacheilidae. The transcript is spliced from 11 exons.
UGUGUGCGUGCGCAUCCGUGUGUGUGUGUGUGUCUCUAUGUCUAUGUGUGUUAGUACGUGUGCAUAUUGUGUGUGUGGAGUGUUUUGUAUGUGGGUAUGUCUGUCUUCUGUGUUUUCAACCUUUUCUUGUUUUUGCAGGUACAAUUUUAAUUAUUUUGCUUAUAGUCAAUAUGUCUCAUGUACAGCUGCUUUGUAACAAUGAAAAUUGUAAAAGUGCUAUAUAAAUAAAGUUGAGUUGAGUUGAGUUGAGUGACUGACCGCUUUUAUUGACAAACUUCAGAAAAUAAAACGGUGUCUGAGCUAUAGUGUGACGAAUGCUUCACUUUGGGUUUGAUAUCAAUAUGCCCACGUCACACUUAACCCCGAAAUUAAGAGAGAAAACAGGACAUUAUUUUGCAUACAGAAUAUAAAGCACAUUUGCAGGACAAUCAUUUUUGGGCACAGCAACAUCAUUCAACGAUGCUGACAAUUGAGUCAUUCAUUCAUUUAUUGUUUCACAAAAGAACGAUAAAAGAACAAAAGUGUCUGUGUUGUCUCUGACAGAGAUUACUGUACUAUAAUGUUUAUGAAUCGAGCAACUGUUAAGGUUUCUGGGCUGUGGCUGAUUUUUGAUUUCACAAUCUACAAACUCAACUCGAUUUCUUAUUCACAACCAGGAUGUAAGACUUAUCAGUUCCAUUUAGUCAUACAUUGAUUUUGAUAAAAGCAUAUUGCUGUAAAAUGUUAUCACUAUAGUGAGAUACUGUUGCUGACGUUUUCUGAAACUCACCUUGCUUGGUGACUUUUACAACUGACUUUGAUGAACUUGAUUUACAGGCUGGCCUAGAUAUUUUACAGCAGAGGGGUAUGAACAUAAAAGCAUUUUACACUUAAAGUUUAUAUUUUCCCCCACAGAGGACAUUUAAUCUUAAAGGAAGGAUUGUUAUAGACCUGAACCCUGUUUUAGGACAAUAAUAAAGAAAUUGCUUUUAAAUAUGAUUGUGAACUGGACAUAGUUUUAGCUUUGACUGUUGGUUGAACAACAGCUAAAUGAUCAUGGCUUUUCUUCAGACUAGGAAUCAGCUUAGGCAUGAGAAUACCAAAGUAACAUCAGCAGUAAAACAUCAGCAUCUGCAGUUACAGGCUCUCUGAGAUCAAUAAGAAACAGAUCCUAUUCCUUUUAUUGGCCAUUCUCCCAGCAAAGCAUGGCAAGGUGAAAGAAAGAGCCCGCCCAUGCACCAAGUGACGAGCGAUAGGAAGACCCGCUUAUCAAGAUUGUCUGCACUGUGUCAAGAUUGGCUGCGCUGUGUCAAGAUUGGCUGCGCUGUGUCAAGAUUGGCUGCGCUGUGGGCCUGCAGCUACAGCUCGUUACUCUUGCGAUCGUGAGAGAAGAGCACAUGCAGACCAGAGGGGAAGUGUUUAAUGAGAGCUCCUGUCUGGCUUGAGUGCUCUUCACGCUGCUGGAUUGAGAAGCCACGGGUCAUGGGAGGAGCCUGAAUAUCGGUCACACACGGAGGAGCCCACUAGACCGAUGAGGGGUGAGUACGAGCCUGCGAGCGAGUGUCACUCUACCAGUGCCUCUGUGACACAGUCUCCUCCUACUCCUCUUGAUGGCAUAUUAAUGAAGCUCACACAUAAUGCCAGAGCACAAUCCUGGGGCAGGAGAAUCGAGUCAUCUUUCUUCACCUACAGCUCCAAGAAGGGGAAACUUUCCUUGCACUGCUUGCACGAACACUAUUGAAGACUUGAUGAAAAUGACCGGGAUACUAUUUAAGUUUUUUGCGUUGAGUUAUUGCCUUUGUUUUGGAGAAGGAAUUACGGAGAAUUCAGAAUCGACGGGGAAGAAACAGUACCAGAUCCAGAACGGUCCAUGUUCUUACACCUUUCUGCUGCCGGAGCCGCAGAACUGUGGAGGACCUUCAAGCUCCUACAACCAAGUUCAGCGUGAUGACCUGGUGGACUACGACAGCUCGGUCCAAAGACUGGAACAACUGGAGAACGUCAUGGAGAACAACACGCAAUGGCUGCAGAAGCUGGAGAACUACAUCCAGGACAACCUCAAACAAGACAUGGCCCAACUCCAACACGACGCCGUACAAAACCACACGGUGACCAUGAUCAGGAUCGGGACGAGUCUACUGAGUCAGACGGCUGAGCAGACGCGAAAAAUCACUACUGUUGAAGCCCAGGUUAUUAAUCAAACAACUCGACUCGAACGUCAGCUUCUUGAGAACUCCAUUUCCACCAGCAAACUGGAAAAAGAUAUUCAGCUGCAGAUAAAUGAAAUCAGCAAACUGCAUGAAAAGAACAGCUUCCUAGAAAAGCGAGUGGAGGAAAUGGAAGGGAAGAGAAACACAGAGCAGGACAACUUAAAGGAGGAGAAAGAGCAGCUGAAGAAGCUGGUGGAGAAGCAGACCAGCAUUAUAAAAGAGAUGGAGCAGCAGCUGCUCCGCGCCUCCUCUGACAACUCUGCCAUGAAACAGCAGCAGCUGGAGUUGACCAACAUCGUCAACAAUCUAAUUCACACCAUCUCUCCGGGUGGCAGUUCAGCGAUGAUGCAGGAUAACCCAGACCAGUACAAUGACUGUGCUGCAGUAUUCAAGUCAGGGAACAAAGAAAGUGGGGUCUAUUCACUGAUCAUACCUGAUACAAAGCAACAAUUUAAGGCCUACUGUGACAUGGAAACAGAUGGAGGUGGAUGGACGGUCGUACAGAAGCGCUUCAAUGGCCUGGUUGAUUUUCAUCAAACGUGGAAGAACUACACGGCGGGCUUUGGUGACGUCUCUGGUGAGCAUUGGCUGGGAAAUCAAUUCAUCUCCAAGCUGACACAAGCAAAGCAGCAUGUGCUGAGGAUAGAGCUGAUGGAUUGGGAGGGAAACACAGCCUUUUCCAAAUACCAGCAGUUUUCCCUCGAUGGAGAGAAGCAGAACUACAGGAUACACAUCAGCGGUUACAGCGGAACAGCCGGGAGAACCAGUAGCAUGGGCCAGCCAGGCAGUGACUUCAGCACAAAGGAUGUAGAUAAUGACAAAUGUGUUUGCAAAUGCUCACAGAUGCUCUCAGGAGGUUGGUGGUUUGAUGCAUGUGGACCUUCCAAUCUCAAUGGCGUGUACUACCAGCAGGGGCAGAACACAAAUCGUUUCAAUUGCAUCAAAUGGUACUACUGGAAAGGUUCUGCAUAUUCACUAAAGGCCACGACUAUGAUGAUAAGACCAGCAGACUUCUAAACCGCACGAUCUUCACUGAAGUCAUUGCUUUCCUAUCCAAUAGGAAAGGUCUGACCUACAUGCACUUCUUAUAGACUUCUGUUUAGAAGACAAAGCAGCUUUGUUAAGGUGUUACGCUGUUAAUGUAUUUAAUACAACAACAUAACGUGACCUUGGAUGGAGCAUCACCAAAGUAAAAGGAAACAUGAAUUCUUCUUGCGAGCGACAGGUGUUGUAAUCGGGACACACACCUGCAGAUUGACCUACCUUGAAGCUUCACAAGAUUUCUGACAUCAUGUAUAUGUCGAGACAACCAGAACUAGUAUUUUCUAUUUUUAGGGUGUUUAUUUUUAUGUAAUGAAUGUAUUGUAAAUACUAGAUUAUUUGCAAAUUUUGGUUUUAUAUAAUGUCAAUGUGACUAUGGUACAAGAGUAAAUUAAACAAAUAAUGCCUGAUCAAAUGUUAAAGCUGUCGUUUACACAUGGUUUAAUGCUUUGGGCCUUUUAAACCACACAGAUUUUUUUAUGGUGGGCUACAUGUUGACGGUCAUGUAAAUGCUCAGUUACAGUCAUAUAAUGAAAGAUAUGAGCACCGUUUUUCAAAUUCAACCAAAUGACCAAAAUACUGUCCAUGUAGGUAUUUCUAUGACGUAGUGUGUCCUACAGUACACUUGGUGAAAUGAGAAGUAAAUAUAUCGUAUGUUUAGACUUCAAGUGUCCUGAUACUAUCUGUACAUUCUGUUUUCAUCUUCAGUUAACCUGUUUGUAAUGAUAUCUGGACAGCGACUGGUAGAAACUACCAUUACUAAACUAUUGUGACUUAGAGAAUAACUUAUUUGCUAUACAUAC